Molecule: messenger RNA, 2295 nt
Organism: Notodromas monacha
Lineage: Eukaryota; Metazoa; Arthropoda; Ostracoda; Podocopida; Cyprididae
Source: the annotation of a GenBank genome assembly
AUGAGUGCUCUCCUAGUGAAACUCAAUUACGGGUUUCGAGACCUUUCUUUCAUGGAACUGGAAAGGAACUGCUUAUCAAUGGGAAUCACUUCGCAGCACCCAAAUUUUAUCAAUCCGAGAGCGGCUGUAUUCUACGCGGAUUGGUCGGAUGUAGAGAAUCCCGAUUUGCUUGAAGAAGAAUUCCGACCGAAAAGACUGCGACCCACAAAACGGCUGAUGCGUGUUCCUCUGCACGUCCACAAACAAGAAGGUUAUAUGAAGCUUGGAGUACCUUGUCCGAGGCAAAACUACUUGCAAAGAAUUUGUUCCAUUGGGGAGGAUCCCUUCAGUGGAGAAUUCACAUUAGAUACACGUGGAACGAUCUCCUGCGAAUUCGCAGUGGAUCUACGCAUCAACCAGCGCAAAUGUGACGAAGACUGCGAUGGAUACAUUUACAAGCUGAGUCACGGAGAUGUCAUUGAGGGCUCUUACAUCGACCUUCUGUUCUUCAGGUUCAUGUUCCUUCUAUGGGAUGGAAAUCCCGUGCGACGAGUGCCGCAGACUUCGCUCCUUUUGUCUUGCCCUCGGCUCGUCUUGAAUAAAAUUGUAUCGUAUUUGACCCCAUUGGAAACUAUGAACAACAUCGUUCCAGUAUGUCGACAGUUUUUCCAACUGAUGAUGAAAAGUGGAUGCAUUUGGACUCGUCUGGAGUUUAGUGCUGUGUUUGGCAACACGUGGGUUCCAUACAGUCACUUGGAUGAUUUCAGAAGGGUUCUUGCCAAACAUGCUCGGAACCUUGUGGUGAACUUCAUAGUUUCGAAGUCCUUCGGCGCAAAGGAGCCAUCUCCCGUUAUCAUGCGUCCAUUAUUAUCCAAACCCGCGGACUGGAAGAAUUUGAGAAUGCUCGAGAUUCAUUCAAUAAGUCGCAAUGAGAAUGUCUGGAUUCAAUUUUUCAAAAGAAAGACAAUCCUCGCAAAAUUGGAAUCACUCGUGAUCCCCUGCGAUGAACUUUUCUUGCGCGAGGCCUGGAGUUGGGACUCGCUGGCGCUCCCGAAUUGUCGAGAAGUAACUCUUCUGGUGAGCGACUCCAGUUCAAGCUUCUCCUGUCGUCCACUGGAUUUCAAACAGGUUUUUCCGGGGCUGAAGAGAUUGCACUUCAUUGAUAAUUCAAGCGACGGCGGGGUGGCGAGGCGACGUAAAGCUUUAUUUUUCUACGGAAAUGGUGUCCCGAAGAGUUUCCUCAAACACGUCGGCUCUGGUGUGCUGGUGACAUUUCAUGCCAGGGAAUUCGGAGAAAUUUGGAAUGAGGAAGACUGGGAUUUUGCUCAGAAAUCAGGAACUUUCUCGAGCCUGGAGUCGCUGAGCUUCUCAGGGAAUCCUUUUGAGCAAAUGUCGGACUUCGCUUCAUCGCGUCAAAUUUUUCCCAAGCUGAAAACACUGUGGUUGAACGAAGUGACAACCUUGAGAUCGAUUCACCAUCUGCUCGAGCUGCCUUCAUUGCAAAAAGUCUGGCUGGAGUGUCGAAAUCCAGGCCUAUUCGCCGAACCGUUGAUUGACCCGUUGAUACUUCGACUCUUCGAUGACAGCCCCACGGAAUGGCUUGAGAAUCUCAAAUUUAUCUCAGCUGAUCUCUGGGAAACUUACGUUCCGUAUUUCAAGAUGAUCAACCUGGAAUGUGUGGCUCUCCUCUUUUACCAAAAACAAGUUGUUACAAGACCCCUUGACGCAGUUUUUGAAGAGCUGAGUUACUGUUCCAAGCUGAGAGGAGUGAUUCUACGUGUGCAACACGACCUUGAGUUUUGUGAAGCCGUGAGGAGACUGAGUCAGCCAUUGGAGUUCGCUGCAAUCUCAGGAAACCGAGAUGUUGUGAUUGCUGCUCUAAAAUGUCUUUCUCAGUGUCAGGCUCAGCUUGAAGAAGUUUGGAUUCGGGUUUUGGACUCUACGGACCUGGAAGAAGUGUUUCAAGUCUUGAUGACAUUCAAGGUCCUGAAAAACGUUGUGUUCCUGCGCGCGAACGAUUUUUCUACCGAGGAUAUCUACUGCGGAUUGCACGAAAGGAAGUCGGAGUUUGAGGCGGUGCUUUGGAAAUACGUUCAUCAUUAUUCGGGGUGUUGCUUUAAGCAAGUGGCGAUUGUUUUCGAAGUGAUCCCAUCAAGAGAUUACUUCACGUACAGCGUUGAGCAACGGAAGCAGACGACGUUCUCUUCGUGUGCUUUGACGAAAUUCUUCCCGGAAUGGUUGAAGUUUAUCAGGAGAGGCAAGAAAGGUCCUUUUUCCGCGAUAGACUUGCUUGUAGCUGUUUUUCCAUUGGAUUGA